AUGGUCCAAAAUCUGUACCAUGAACCCUUGCUCGCGAGUUUCGUCGCCAUCCAGGACACGUUAAGAAAUGGGACCAGCACCUCAAGCACUGUGUCCAAUCCAGCCUCGGAUACGUUGAGAUCGCUACAUUCGUCCUCAACCCCAACUCCACCUGUGACCCACGAAGACGGGCAAGUCUUUCUGCCUGAUUCCAAAGAAAAUUCAAUGUCAACUUUGGGACACAAGAGUCAAAUUCAACUAUCUUACCAGGACUGCAGCACCAAGCAGUGGAACAAUUCCUUGGUCAAAAGCGCAAGUGCCAUUGUAGACAACGUUAUGAAUGACAAGGAGAAUUCGGUGGACGCCCUUGGCUGCCCGGCCGCAAAUUUCUCCAGAUAUGCAUAUCUCGCUCAAACAACACCACACGAGUCAAGACCCAAGUACUUCUUUGCACUCGACCUCUUUCAAUCAAUCCAAAUCCUCGAGCAAUUGCUGCUCUCUAUCGUCGAGGCCAUCAAAAUUCUUGGGCCGGAGAAUUGUGUUUUGUCAAUUGUUGAAGGGAGGUCUACUGACGGAACGUUUGAAACUCUUCAGACCCUGCAAAAAGAAAUCGAGAAAAUUGGGGUUCAGUACCGAUUACAAUGCGUUGACAUAGAACCAACGAGCCCAGAUGGCGACCGAAUACUCGCACUAGCUCUGCUCCGAAAUUCAGCACUACUCCCCUUACUUGCACAUCCGAAGGACUAUGCUCCUGAGACAAGAAUCAUUUUCCUCAACGAUGUCGCCCUAUGUGCCGAGGACAUCUUGGAACUGAUACAUCAGGGCGCUGUGCUCAAUGCUGAUGUGACUUGUGCUUUUGACUGGUGGGAAGAGUUUUUCUAUGAUAUCUGGAUCGGCCGUACAAUGGUUGGUGAUCUCUUCUUCGAAAUUCCGCAAAGUCAUUCAUGGGAUUUCGCCCGUAACUUAUUCUGGAACCAUGAACCAAGCCGCAAAAGCUAUAAGGAAGGUCGACCUUUUCAAGUUUUCUCCUGUUGGAAUGGUGCACUAACAAUCACUGGGAAGCCUUUCAUGGAGGGCAAAAUCAAAUUCAGGUCAAGUAUGGAAGGGGAAUGUCGUCUGGGAGAACCAGUCCAUCUGGCAAAGGAUCUCUGGAAUCUCGGAUAUGGAAAAAUAGCAGUCGUACCCAGUGUCAAUGUUGCGUAUACACUGGACAAUACUGUUCGGGUUAAAGAAGACCACGGAACUGUUUCGCACUGGGUUGAGCGAGAAGAAGGAAACGCUCACAAGAUUGAUUGGAUUAAACAUCCACCACCACAAAUCAAGUGCUUCGUUGAUUGGAGUCACCCAUCGUGGGAACCAUGGAAUGCAGGUCUAAAUCAAUCGACGGGAUCGGAAAUUGGGUGA
Messenger RNA from Exophiala bonariae, 1383 nucleotides. RefSeq lists its product as uncharacterized. The transcript has a single exon. Bases 1 to 1383 code for a protein of 460 amino acids. NCBI's taxonomy places the organism in Eukaryota, Fungi, Ascomycota, Eurotiomycetes, Chaetothyriales, Herpotrichiellaceae. The record is from RefSeq and is a predicted model, not a curated record.